AUGCCAGAGCUAGAGGACAUGACUCAUGGAAUGACGCUUGGACUUUACUUCGGCCUCGGUAAUGCGUUAGCUGAACAGAAAAACUUCCUUUCGGUGUUGAAGCGAUACAGCAACAAGCGCUUCAUCGAUGUUCGUAUUGGAUUCAGAUCAGAUACGGAUGCAAACGCUCUGUACAGGGCUCAAGUCGUCGUCAACCAACGAAAAUACUACGUUGUCGGCACUUACGAUCAGAGUAGCCCAAAUAUCAACACUGCGUUUGACGCGUACGACUGUACAGAAAUUUUUAAAGGGGACGUCGUGAUUUUCUUUUUCUCGGUGUACGGCUCGGAAAGGUUUUUGGAGUCCAUGCCGCGUUAUCCGACUGGCCAGGAGAAGGAAGCGAUUCGAAGGGUCCUAACCGCGUCAGUAAACUAA
This is a messenger RNA of Lentinula edodes (shiitake mushroom), 414 nucleotides long. RefSeq lists its product as uncharacterized. Lineage: Eukaryota; Fungi; Basidiomycota; Agaricomycetes; Agaricales; Omphalotaceae. Bases 1 to 414 code for a protein of 137 amino acids. The transcript is spliced from 2 exons. The record is from RefSeq and is a predicted model, not a curated record.